Serpula lacrymans var. lacrymans S7.9 is the source of this 1216-nucleotide messenger RNA. RefSeq lists its product as uncharacterized. Gene Ontology annotation, molecular function: transaldolase activity. The transcript is spliced from 8 exons. Gene Ontology annotation, cellular component: intracellular anatomical structure; cytoplasm. The record is from RefSeq and is a predicted model, not a curated record. Gene Ontology annotation, biological process: carbohydrate metabolic process; pentose-phosphate shunt, non-oxidative branch; pentose-phosphate shunt. NCBI's taxonomy places the organism in Eukaryota, Fungi, Basidiomycota, Agaricomycetes, Boletales, Serpulaceae. Bases 55 to 1041 code for a protein of 328 amino acids.
UCACUCAUCUGUGAGCGGAUCCACCGCAAUUAUUCACCUCACACCGCAACCACCAUGACCACUUCUCUCGACCAUCUCAAACAAACUGGUACCGUCGUCGUAUCUGACUCUGGCGACUUCGAGUCCAUCGAUGUAUAUAAGCCUCAGGAUGCUACUACAAACCCUUCUUUGAUUUUGGCUGCUGCCAACAAGCCAGGGUAUGCCCGCCUGGUUGAUGCUGCUAUCAAGCACGGAAAGAGCAAAGGUGGUAGCCUCGAUGUCCAAGCCAACGCCGCUAUGGACAGAUUGCUCGUCGAGUUCGGUAAAGAGAUCCUUGCUAUCAUCCCCGGCCGCGUCUCGACCGAGGUUGAUGCCCGCCUUUCGUUCGACAAGCAGGCUACCAAGGCAAAAGCCAAGGAGCUUAUUGCACUUUACGACUCCGUUGGUAUCAAGAAGGAGCGUGUUCUGAUCAAGAUCGCAUCAACAUGGGAGGGUAUUCAAGCUGCUCGUGAACUCGAGAGAGAUGAUGGUAUACACUGCAAUCUUACGCUUCUUUUCGGUUUCGGUCAGGCUGUUGCUUGUGCUGAGGCUGGUGUCACCCUCAUUUCGCCAUUCGUCGGCCGCAUCCUUGAUUGGUACAAGAAGAGCACUGGUAAGAAUUACGAGGGUGACGAAGACCCUGGUGUUAAGUCGGUGAAGAAAAUAUUUAACUACUACAAGCAACAUGGCUACAACACUAUCGUCAUGGGUGCGAGCUUCCGUAACACGGGCGAGAUUAAAUCACUGGCUGGUGUCGACUUCUUGACUAUCUCUCCAUCAUUACUCGAAGAAUUGAAGGGGUCGACGGAGCCUGUUCCGAAGAAGCUUGACUCUCAGGCUGGUAGGUCUGCUCAAGCCGACCCUAUUCCCAAAGUUACGUUCAUCGACAACGAGCCCGAGUUCCGCUGGACCCUUCUCCAAGACCAAAUGGCUUUCGAUAAGCUCCAUGAAGGUAUCAAGAAGUUCGCAGAAGAUGGCGAAACCCUUAAGAAUGUCCUCAAGGAAAAGCUCUCUAAAGCAUAGAUAGUGCGAAUCUCUGCCAAUCUGGCAAUAUUGUUCGGUGUAUUCUGUAGGAAUUCAGGCAGUGAAGGAAAAGGCUUGCAUGCUGUAAUAGGAUGAAAAAUGUAAUUCGAUGCUAUGGUGACCAUAGAUAUUUUCCGCUUCCAAUUUCGAUAGAUGGGAGAUGCGUUAGCAUAUU